AUGCUGAAGUGGUACCAAGCCCGCCUGGCUGCCCGACCACUCCUUACCCAGGCCAUUACCACAUCAUUCCUCUUCGGCGUGGGCGACAUCACAGCUCAACAAUUGGUUGAGAGAAAGGGUCUCGAAAAGCAUGAUUUCAUUCGCACGAGUCGCAUGCUCCUCUACGGUGGUGUCGUCUUCGGCCCCUGCGCAGCAACCUGGUUCCGCAUCCUCCAGCGGCACGUUAACAUCCCUAAUCGCCCCAACAGUACGAUCUUGGCACGAGUGGCUUGCGACCAGGGCCUGUUCGCGCCGACCUUCAUCUGCAUAUUUCUGAGCAGUAUGGCGAUGCUGGAGGGGGCGUCGCCCGUGGAACGGUUACGCACGAGCUACUGGCAGGCACUCGCAACCAACUGGAUGAUUUGGCCGUUUGUGCAACUAGCGAAUUUUAAGCUCGUGCCACUGCAGUAUCGCUUACUGUUUGUUAAUGUGAUAGGAGGGGCGCUUAAGGACUCAGAGGGUCACGUCAAACCUGGGCGUUUGGUGGAGUUCAUGAGUCUUCGUUUUGACGCCUCUUUGCUCCAUUUGGAGGCUUAUUUGCUUUCUUGA
Molecule: messenger RNA, 588 nt
Organism: Thermochaetoides thermophila DSM 1495
Lineage: Eukaryota; Fungi; Ascomycota; Sordariomycetes; Sordariales; Chaetomiaceae
Exons: 4
Coding region: 1-588 (195 amino acids)
Cellular component (GO): membrane; mitochondrion; cytoplasm
Source: RefSeq, a predicted model, not a curated record